UUACAUGUACACGUACGGUCGAAGGAAUAUGAGAGAGAGAGAGAGGGAGAGUGUAGCAGCAACGAGCUUGUGCUAGCGCUUACCGUCGUCCGAGGCUCUUCGCUUCCAUCUGCCCUGAUUGCCGAUAGCAGCUGCAAACAAAAGUAGCAACGUUAGACAUCGUAUCGAGCAUCAGGUUUUGUGUGCACCACGUGCCGCUGUGCACUCGACUUUCUCAACAACGAGAACCUAAUGCGCUCGACAUGGAGAAAGACUUUUUUUGUUACAGCAUGCUCCUCGACAGAUUACGGGCUCGGUGCACAUGAUGGAAAGAUCUUUUCUCAAUUCGAUACGGAAGAAGUCGCGCGAGCGACAGCGGCAGCUUUCCUCGAGAGCAAUGGAUACCAACCUGUGGGUGACGAGUCGAUCAUCGUCGUCAUCGUGAAUUGUCCGCGCGACCAAGUAUCAAUACUAAUCUAAAAACACGGGCGGCUGUUCCUGCUCCGGCCGAAAAAACGCGCACAACACGGACACACACGACAAAACUUUCGCGCGGCCUCAAGGUCUUUCAUACGCUUCCAUUCCCGUGCGUGAACUGGAGAGUGGAGGCAAGCCUAGUAUAUAGUAGCGCGAGUGUAGUAUAGUAUAGUAUAGUAUAGUAUAGUAUAGUAUGGGGAAAAGAGAGAGAGAAUGAGAGGGAGUCGCCGCCUCUCCUUCUUCCGUUCCACGACGCACGCUAUGGGUAACUGGUUCUGGCUGAUGCUCAGCCGAACUGAGGCCAAUGUGAGCAGCAGAGACCAGUGUGCGUGUGCGUGUGUGUGUGUGUGUGGUGGCGUUGCUGCGCGCUACUCUGUCUCUGUGCCCGUUCAUGCCUGCCUGCGCGUGCUCACGCCGUCAGCCCGUGGUCGCGCGCGCCACACCGGCGAAUCCUGGCCCACACCGACAUUUUAAAUGCCGACUCCUUCAACCGUCUCCUCUCGGGCCUCGCGUAUACUAUAGGCUGCAUCCCUUUUUCGGAGAAAUACGAGUAUAGUAAAAAGGUAGCGCAUAUAUUUUACUCGUAGGUGCGAGCGAGAGAUGAGAGUCAAAGAGAGGGAGUUUUGGCGGGAGUCGGAUGCUGGAGAUGGCCUACAAUUGAGCUACACAGCUGAUGUCUUGCGGGAUUUUUUGGGAAACAGUUUCGGGGAGAGAGCUCUUUGAUGUAGGCGGAUUUUUGACUUAGCUUUAAAACGCUUUCGUCACAUUUUUUCUUUUUUCAGGGCGUGGGAUGGCGUAUGCAAAUUUUUUAAUGCGCACGGGUUUAUAGAUUUAUGCCGAAGUUGAAUUUUCAAAUAAAUAAUGAAAUGAUUUUUGUAACAGAUUUUAUUAAGCGUACAAUUUUCUUAUAACAAAAAUAUAAGUACAAUUUUUUGUACAUACAAACGCGAUUUCUUACAAAAGAAGAGCAUCACAAAGUAUAUGUAUAUAUCACAGAUAAUGCGCCAGCAACGCAGGCACCGAUUACGUUCAACGCUGCCACAUUUUGCAAUAGCGUUUACCGCUAAAUAUUUGUAUAUAAACAUUCCUGUUCGAACGUGUUUCGUCGCUUGCGGUUUAUACCUACAUUUAGCGGAAAACACGAUGAGUGUGAAAGUGACGUCAUGCCGCCGCCGCACUCGAUUGUGAGCUGAUAAUAGACACGAGGCAUGCUGGCAUGGCAGGCGACGGAACACUAAUGCCGAUGCUACGUCUCUCUCUCUCUCUCUCUCUCUCUCUCUCUCUCUCUCUCUCUCUCUCUCUCUCUCUCUCCUUAUAGUCGACCGGGUUUUACAUGACAUUAAGACCCACAGGAUACUCGAACCUGCUUCGACAGGAUAGGAUUAUUCCGAAGUGGUUCUGAGAAAAUGUCCUGCACUUUGACUAAUGUACAGGACGGUUAUAUUGAGUUGAUGGAUACAAAUGAGCGAGAGAUCAGGAAUAUGAAAUUUAUACGGCUCCAUAAUGGAUUUUGGAGCAAAAGUAUGCGAUAACUUUUUAGCGAGUAGCGAGUCACUAACGAUACUUUGAAACAUUCAUUCGCAUUUAUGUACAGCAAAAUUUUAAUAAUUUAUCAUUUUUAACCUUCAUUUUACUACGUUGAAUAAUACAGGUGCAAAUGCUGCUACAACAGCUUUUACAUUCAAAAGCUCAGUUAGAUAUAAUUGCUAAGAUUAGGAAUACGAUUGUUUACGGUAAUUAUGUCACAUUGUUGUUUAAACAAGUCAAGUCGUCAAUAAAAGGAACAAAGUAUGAUCGCUACUGGUAAAUGGAAUAGACUUAAAUAUAGGUAUACGUUAUUGUGUCGUUGUCUGCCUAAGUGCCUAUCCUAUAUCCAUAUUUAAUGUUAAAUGUUAUAUAUCUACUAUCUAUAGUCUUACUAUACUCUAUUACUCUAUAGGUAUAUGUAUAUAGGUGCAGUGUGAUACCAAAUACUGGCGUCGCUACUAGCCGCUAGUGUUUAUAUGUCUGUUAACCUCAAAAUUUGAACGGUUUGUUUGCGUAUUCUUCUGAAAGAAAAAGUUGCAUUGCGAUGGCUUCAGGCUUGGAGAGUUACGUUAAUCAUACUGUUUCAAUCAUUACUUCGGAUGGUCGGAAUUUCAUAGGAACUUUGAAAGGUUUCGAUCAGACAAUCAACUUAAUUUUAGAUGAAUCACACGAAAGAGUAUACAGUACAACACAGGGUGUUGAACAAGUUGUUUUGGGGUUACAUAUUAUUCGAGGAGAUAAUGUCGCUGUGAUAGGAGAAUUAGACGAUGAAAUGGAUGCACGCUUGGACCUCUCAGUCAUACGUGCAGAACCACUAAGUUCGGUGGCUCAUUAGAAAAUAAUAGAUAAUAAUAUGCAUUUAUGAGUUUAUCUUACAAUUACGAUUGUAUGUCUGGAGUACACACUACUGUAAAUAGUUAUAUACUACGUGCGAAAAUUCAAAGCACGAAUUGUGUAAAAAUUGCUAAAAAACGAUCUUUUGUAACAAAAAAUUAAUUUUAUAAAUAUAAAUAUUUAUGAAAAAUUAAA
This is a messenger RNA of Nasonia vitripennis (jewel wasp), 3012 nucleotides long. Its product is annotated as U6 snRNA-associated Sm-like protein LSm8. Bases 2528 to 2818 code for a protein of 96 amino acids. Gene Ontology annotation, cellular component: U4/U6 x U5 tri-snRNP complex; precatalytic spliceosome; U6 snRNP. The record is from RefSeq and is a predicted model, not a curated record. Gene Ontology annotation, biological process: mRNA splicing, via spliceosome. The transcript has 4 exons. Gene Ontology annotation, molecular function: RNA binding. Lineage: Eukaryota; Metazoa; Arthropoda; Insecta; Hymenoptera; Pteromalidae.